Molecule: messenger RNA, 11054 nt
Organism: Lagopus muta (rock ptarmigan)
Lineage: Eukaryota; Metazoa; Chordata; Aves; Galliformes; Phasianidae
Gene: FUT9
Product: fucosyltransferase 9
Exons: 4
Coding region: 336-1415 (359 amino acids)
Cellular component (GO): membrane
Molecular function (GO): alpha-(1->3)-fucosyltransferase activity
Source: RefSeq, a predicted model, not a curated record
CCCCCGCGCCCCGGGGGCAGCGCCGCCGCCGCGCUACCCGCAGCCCCCGCCUCGGACCGAUUUUCCUACAACAUCUUCCUUGUUCCAUCUUGUCUAUACUUUCUCUAGUGGUAAAUCAGUCUGCAGAAGCUCUGCAAAAGAAAUCCUCUCUACUGCUGGACAUCCUAUGAUAGAAGCUUGUCAAUAAGAGAAUGAAGAUGCACCAACGUUGAACUCUCCUAAAGUUUUCUUUUCAGAGGCUGCCAUGACAGAAAUUGAUGGGGGAGGGGAUCUGGAAAAAGGAAGUGUGUGCUUCUGUGGUGUGAAGAAAGCCAUAAAAGAGGAAGGAACAAAUUAUGACAUCAACAUCUAAAGGAAUUUUCCGGCCAUUUUUGAUCGUCUUCAUUGUUCUUGGUUGUUUCAUGGCAUUUAUACUAAUUUAUAUUAAACCAACAAGCAGCUGGAUCUCUACUCCUGUGGAAUCAGCCAGCUCAGUUUUGAAAAUGAAGAGCUUCUUUUCUUCCAAAACUGAUAAUUUUAAUGAAACUAUUAUUUUGGUUUGGCUUUGGCCGUUUGGCCAGACAUUCGAUCUAACAUCUUGCCAAAUGAUGUUCAACAUCCACGGGUGCCAUCUGACUAUUGACCGCUCAUUAUAUAACAAGUCCCACGCAGUUCUUAUUCAUCACAGGGACAUUAACUGGGAUCUGACUAAUUUACCUCAGCAAGCCAGGCCACCAUUCCAGAAAUGGAUUUGGAUGAACUUGGAAUCUCCAACUCAUACUCCACAAAAGAGUGGCAUUGAACACCUCUUUAACCUAACCCUGACUUACCGGCGUGAUUCAGAUAUUCAGGUGCCUUAUGGCUCCAUGAUGGUCGGUACAGGCUCCUUUACAUAUGAAGUGCCAAGUAAAGAAAACUUGGUUUGUUGGGUUGUAAGUAAUUGGAACCCUGAGCAUGCUCGAGUCAAGUAUUACAACGAGCUUAGCAAAUACAUUGAAAUCCAUACUUACGGCCAAGCCUUUGGAGACUACGUCAACGACAAAAACUUAAUUCCAACUAUCUCCAGUUGCAAAUUCUAUCUUUCGUUUGAAAAUUCAAUCCACAAAGAUUACAUUACUGAGAAACUUUAUAAUGCUCUUCUGGCUGGAUCAGUGCCAGUCGUACUGGGCCCUUCCAGAGAAAACUACGAGAAUUACAUUCCAGCAGACUCUUUUAUCCAUGUGGAAGAUUUUCUAUCCCCAAGAGAUCUGGCAGAAUAUCUUCUGAUGCUUGACAAAAAUAACAAGAUGUACCUUAGUUACUUCAACUGGAAGAAGGAUUUCUCAGUGCAUCUUCCUAAAUUCUGGGAAUCGCAUGCAUGUCUUGCUUGUGAUCAUGUGAAAAGACACCAGGAAUACAAGUCAAUUGGAAAUUUAGAAAAAUGGUUUUGGAACUAAUUUGUGUGUGUGUGUGUAUGUAUGCACCUUUUUGAAGAAGCUAAUGGAUCUUUAGUCUAAGUGGAGAGUAAAGGAAUAAGGAAAGAAGAAGGAUGAACCUCACAGAACCUUAUGUCAAGGUUUAUCAGCCAUCCUCUCUUGGCUAUCCUAUUUAUAUUUUGUAAGAGAUUUUAAGAAUUAUGAGCAGCAGUCAUCAAUACUCAGUUUUAAAUUAUAAUGUUCAUACUAAUCAUGUGCACUGAAGAACAUAUGAUUGUUUACUAUAACUUUUAAACAAGAUUUUUCACAUUUUCUGUGGAGUAUGUCUCAGUCUUACACAUAAAUUGACAUUUUAAACAAUUUUUUUCUUUUUUUCUUUUUUCUUUUUUGUUUCUUCUUUUUUCUUUUUCUUUUUUAACAUUUUAUUUGCUGUUUAAUCUAUUUGCAAAAUGAGAACACAACUCUUAAAUGCCAUAGAGAAUUUUAAAAGGAUAAUUUGCUCUAGUGUUCUGAAAUAUGUGUAUUUGAUUAAAAAAAAAAAAAAAAAGAAACAGAAACAGUAUCUAUAAUUAUUUCAGUGUGAUAAACUGCACCCCUUUUUAAGGGUGCAGAAUCUAGAAAUACAGUUUUUAAAAAAGAAUCACAGUAGCAGACAGUCUUUGUUUAAAAAACAUGGUUUCCCAAUAAACAACAUCUAGAGUUACUUUAGCAAUACGUCAGUUCUUACCUUCUGAAGAAUAGAGAAGCAAGAUAUUGAGAAAAUAAACAAUCUUAGUGACCAAAUCCCCGAUUCAUCCAACUUUUCAGUGAAUUUAUAUGUAGAGCAUUCUUGUGUCUCAAGUACAGUUUAUGUGAACCAGGGCUGUAAUUGGUAUUAUACUGAUACAGAAAUAAACAGAUUUUAAUUUAGGUAUUUGACUGAAUCAGCCUCAUGCACUGAAUUCAGCUGGUAAUAGUGAUUGUUUAGAAAUAGCUUGUUGUGAAAUUCUAGAAAUGUCUCCCAUAAUCCUUUUUAUAAUUGUGGUGUUUCUCUCCACUUCUAUAAAGGUCUGUUGAACUUUAUCGAUAGAUGGCUGACUUGCUGAGUGGCAAGUUUCUUUUCUGAAAGAUAUAUGCUGAAAAUCAGUAAAUAAGUUACCAUGCUGAAGUAUUCAACCAUUCAACUCAUUAAGCUAAUGAGUUUUGGUUUUUGAAACUAUUUUAUGUGACAGGUAUAAACAAAAGCAAUCUCAAGAACAGUAGAUGCUUUCAAAGGGAAAUUCUUACGUAUUGAAUUGCGCUGACAGCAAAUACAAAAAUGUGAUGAUUGUUAUGAUUGUUUAAAAUAUGUCUGUCUCAAAUGUCUGUUAUUUGAUCUUAUCACUAUUUUUUUUUCAUCAGCUCAUACUUAAAUACCGGAUUGCUAUGUAUUGUCAUAUGUACAAGGUUUGUUUAAUGACAUGGACAUACAGAUAUAUUUUGGUAGCAACUGAAAGCCAAUCAGUUUUUUUUUCAUGCCAAAAUAUUACACAUUGCUCUUACUAAUGAGUUGCAGUCAGCUGCAGAAUCAUAUGUCUGUUUUUUUUUAUAUGUUUAAAACUACACUGGAUAUGUUCACUCUUUUCUUUAAGCUAGAGAAAGGGUUUAAAAGUAAUUGAAAUAAAUGUUAAAAGUUACAAAUUCACUGGUAAACAUCACACAGUAGACUAGUACAUUAUUCCAAUAGUUAACAGGUGAAUAUUGACUUUAAACUUUUAAGACUAUCCAUAAGUAAAAUGAAAUGAGGUGUAAAAAUGUUGAAGGAUGAAGGUGCAUUUUCAUUUACUGUGAACAAAUAUGCAUUCUGCUACUAAAGUAAAGCAUGGUAAAAGAAACUAUUAAAAAAAAUCAAAAGAUGAAAAGAUUAUAAAAGUUAGUGAAAAACUCCAGCUUAUGUGAUGUAGAAGACUUUAUUCAAGCAACAUAAUUGAUCGAACAUGUAACAUUAAACCUGAAGACAACAACUCUGAUGAAGAGAUUAAGGGAUAUGCAAUGAUAAAAUUUAGCAAAAAAUAAUGUGAUCUGUGAGACACUUCUUUUAACUCAGACUGGAAAACAAACAUGGAAGGCUGUAAUGGAAAUAUAGUUAAACUUAUAAACUGAGAAACUCCUUUGGAAAUGUUACAGAAAAAACUUGUGUUCCUCCCCAUGGCUUCAAAAGCUGUUUAUUUAUUUUGUUUAUUGCUGUCUUGAAAAGCUUAUUUACAAGAUACGUGAGCCUUCCAGAUUCACCAGCAUUCCAGAAGGAAACAGGAUGAUUUUACGUUACAAAUUAAUGCAAUAGAAGGAAAAACAGUCUUCAGCAAACAAAGUGUAUUACAUAUAUGUAAUGUGAAUUGCAUUCAUGUCAUUUUGAAGGCAAGUGGCUACACGAACAAAACCUUUCUAUUUCUUCAUACCUUUAGUUUUCAGGAGGAUUGUGAAGUUCUCAGCUGCUGAAAAUGCUAUUGAUGUGGCUAGGUAACCUGAUCUCCUUGAUGAUGGAAUUAAGAUUUUUUUUUUUUUUUUUUUUUUUUUGCACUGACCUCACUAGAAGUAUAUUCACCCUUUUGUGAACAUCCACAGUCCCUUACUUCAUUCCUCACACCAGACAGCAGGAGUUGUACUGGGUGUUACAAGGCCUUAUUCAGAUGAGACCGAUUCCUUAGCUUGAAGAUCCAGCAUCUCAGCUCUUACUCAAUUAAAUAUUGAACACAGUAAAGAAAUGACUAAAAAUGUUACUUGUUACUAUGAAAAUCUAUUGGUAUUGUGGUUUAACCUAGCAGACAGAUAACCACCACACAGUUGUUCCCUCAUUCCCCUCUAAGUGAGAUGGGAGAGGCAAUCAGAAUAAAAGCUGAAACUCAUGGGUUGAGAUACAUACAGUUUAACAUGACAGAAAAGGAAGAUAAAAUAAAAACAAUAAAAGAAUAUACAAAACAAGUGAUGCACAAAGUGAUUGCUCACCAUUUGCCAACCAACACCCAAGCAGUCCCUAAGCCCAGUGCCACUCUCAGCCAACUCCCCCAGUUUUAUUGUUCAUCACAGUGUCAUACGGUAUGGAAUACUCCUUUGUACAGUUUGGAUAAGCUGUUCUGAUUCUGUCCCAUCCCAGCUUCUUGUGACACCUGCCUACUUGCUCUCAGGACACCACAAGCAGUUGAAGAGUGCUUGACUUAUUAUAAGAACUACUCAUCAUCAACUAAAGAAUCAGAAUUUCAGAAUCAUCAGAAUUCAUUCUUCAUUAGUUUGGGUGAUUCUUAUUGUAACACCAUUAAUAUGGCAUAUAGCAACCAGAAGCAUGACAAGUUGAAAUGUCUUUGAUUCAGUGCAAGAAAUGCUCAGCUACAACUAAGACAUUAUUCUCAUCUAAGAUCCAAACCACAGCACUGUACUGUUAGAAAGAAAAUUAUCCCUGCUGAAACCAGGGCAGAUGUAUACACUGGAAAGUUUUGAAAUAUAUGCAAAGUGUUAAUAUUGUAAAUAAUGUUGACCUUUGUGAGCACUGGAUCCAUUCAGUCGGGCAAUUCUUGAGCUGAGUUCUAGGGUAUGUGAAAGCUUUUUGCUGGAAAUGGAAACAGAGUACUUAAUAGAAACUCCACUCAAGUUUGUAUAUGUUGCCUUCAGGAUGCACUGAUCAAAUUGUUUCAAAGAUUAAUAAGACAAGAGAGAAAUCUAUUUUAUAUUGAAGUGACAAAGAAUCAUGAUUAAAUCCUAAGCUAUAGACAAGGCUCUAGUACUACAGUGACAUUCCUGAAGCAUGUUGACUGUAUGUAAACGAUCCAGCCAUUUUAUGAAGAUUUUAGUGGGAUCUACAGGUAUCACCAAGAUUUAAGCAGUGCUGAAUGCAGUAAGACACACUGAGAGAAGUUGCAGCAUCAUGUACAGCCUAGGUGGUAAAUGGUGUGAGGCGAUGAAUGUAAAUCAUACGGACUUCAUGCAUGCAGAAAGACAGUCUGCCUAGAUACGUAUUCCUAAGUUCCUAGUUCAUGGCAGAUUUAUUUCAGUCUCUAUAACAUUAGACAUUGGUCUUAUUCUGUGCUUCUUCAGUGAGCAAUCCUACCUGAAUAAUUAGCAUUAUAUGUUCAAAUUGUACGUCACUAUGAAGUAGAAUGGGGAAAAACAAGUGAUUAGGGAAGGGAAAAUAAUAUUGAAUUAGUUAAAAUAGUCCACAUGGAGUACCGCAUCCAGUUCUGGUGCCCCCAGUACAAUAAGGACACUGAGCUGUUGGAGCAGGUCCAGAAGAGGGCCACAAAGAUGAUGAUCAGAAGUCUAAAGCACCUCCCCUAAAGGGACAGGCUAAGAGAGCUGGGGUUCUUCAGCCUUGAGAAGAGAUGCUCCAAGGAGAUCUUACAGUGGCCUUCCAGUACCUGAAGAGGGCCUGCAGGAAAGCUGGGGAGGGAUUUUUUUAAAAGGACAUGUAGCAACAGGAUGAGGGGAAAUGGCUCUAAACUGGAAGAACGUAGAUUUAGGCUAGAUAUUAGGAAGAAAUUCUUUACUGUGAGGACGGUGAGGCACUGGAACAGGUUGCCCAUGAGGCUGUGAAUGCCCCUUUCCUGGAAGCAUUCAAGGCCAGGCUGGAUGGAGCUGUGAACAACCUGAUCUAGAGGGAGGUGUCUCUGUCUAUAGCAGAGGGUUGGAACUAGAUGAUGACCUUAAAGAUUCUGUCUGUUCUAUGAAAAGAAGGUAUUAUUUAUGCCUCGAUACUGCUGGCAGAAGAAGGUAAUUAUACAACUAAGAAGAAACGAAAGAUGAGAAAUUGAACCAAUUCUUAGUGUUUUCUCAACAAUUUUACUUCAGUUAGUGUGUUUAUUUUCCAGCCCACAGUAAUCCAGUGGCACAAUUACUUGUUUACUUGUCACAAGUUACUUCUUUAAAGACAGAGAGUAUUUUAUAAUGCUUUCUUUUGGAUGUUUUUAGGUGCUCUGUCAUACAAUGAGCUAUGAACAUUACUGUCCUUGUCAGUGUGGAAAAUAAGACAUAAAACAGAAAAAAUACUAAUAGCAAAUACAUUCCUAUCCCACUGAAUGUGAACAGGCAUCAGAUGAACUGGCAGCAGAUCUUCCUAAAAUAGACAUUUGUUUUAAUUUUACCGACACUCAAUGACCAUAGAAGCUCCUGCUCAACAGGAGAUCUCCUUCCUUAGAAAAUCCUGGUUGUGAAUUUCUUUGAAUGCCUUUUGAUAUCCGAGUUUGCCCACAGAUUGUCCAAGAAAUAACCAUCAACAUAUUUGUCUUUUAGGAAACAUAUCAAAUAAAAUGAAAGAUGGACAAAGAGAGCAGCAAAAUACAGAGUUGCAAAGUUCAUACAGACUGAAUGCUGCCUGUGAGCACUGCUGAGCAUGAAAAACAUCCAGUUACUGGUUCUAGCUAUUCAUGUUUGUUUCUCAACCUGAAUAUAAAAAACAUGCCAUAUAAUUUUCUCCCAUUUCUCAUCAGACAAGCAUCAGUUAAAUAACCAAUAACUGUUGCUGAUUAUUCAAGAAUGUCACUCCUGUUGGUAUUGUAUUCUGUCUCAUAUUAUAUAAAAGAUAACAUUUGGGGUGGAAGGAUGAAGUCUGUCAGUAAGCUAGUCAUAUUUCUAGUCCAACAUGAAGAAUUUCAUUCUUAUCAUCUUUUUUUUUUUUUUUUUUUCAAUUUUGAAAUGAAUCCUUUUCUUAUGUGACAAUGCUUUUUUUAUCCUAGUUCAGGAAGGACUUUAAGCACAUGCAUAUGGACUGGAGACUUGAGCACAUGCUUAAAUUUAAGAGCAUCUUAACUGGCUUAAUGCACCGGAGCUUUUAACGUUAUAUUGUUACUGGCUUUGGGAGUUGUGCAAAAAAUCACAGUGUAUAGCAGAGGCCAACUUCUAUGCUCCUUAUUGAAUCCAUGUGUCUACCCCAUGAUUAGUCUUGCUACUCCAAGCUGAAUACUCUUUGGACUAAUUUUGGCUUAGUGUUAAUUCAUUCAACUUAGUCCCCACUCUUCUGAUUCAGAACACAGCAUGUGCCACCACUGCCUCAUGCCAUCUACUCAGCAGAGCACCCUCCUUCUGCUGUGAGUGAACUUGGGUGUGAGAAACAGAGCUGAGAGGAGAUGAGAUAGCAUUUAGACAAUUGCCCUAGGAAGAAAGCAAAAAAUCUGAUCAUGUCUGCAUCCAGUUAACUCAGACUGAGUGUCCUAGAAGGAUCAGUAUAAGCCAUACACGAUUUUCCUCUUGGAGGAAAACAUUUUGUUCGGACUAGAUGGGACUCUGUGAGUGAACAGCCAUGUGUGCAAACUGGUAACAAGGUGUCCACUGUUUAGGAGAGACAGAGGGCAUCAGUGUGUCUGUGGAGGCUGAGAGGGAAGAUUCUGAUCUAUUUAAAUCAAACAGUUAAUUUUCAGUUAGUCAAAGUCAGUUAGUCAAAUAUUCAGGUGCUUCCUUAGUGAAAACCAGUAUGCUACAAAAAAGAGAAUCUUUUCACCAAAAAGAGGUGAUUAUCUGACAGUUGAUGGGCUUUCUAAUUAAUACUGGCUAACAAUUCCAUUGUGGUUUCAGGUUUUUUUGUGUUUUUUUUUUUCUAACAUACACAAUUUUUAAGUGUUAGACUUCAGUUGGUAUAAUUCAUACAGAAUAGAUGUUUCCGCUUUAACUUUUACUCCUUGCUUAAGGAAACCUCCCUCUGGAGUUAGCAGCUGCUUUGGAAGAUUCCCAUAUGGUAAUACAGGAUUGAGUGUAGAGUGGAAUGGCUGGAAUAAAAACUUCUUAUUCAUGAAUGGUUCCCUUUUAAUAUUUGAAUAAUUACUUCCAGUGCUGUAGACUACAUUCAGAGCAACAUUCAUACUGGUUAGAUAUGUUCAUUAAUAUUACAGAAGUGCCAAUAAGUUGAUGUAAUAAAACAUGCAAUAGUAAUUUUAAUUCAUGCCACAAAUACUGUAAGUGAUACAGAUAAUAAAACCAUAAACUCAUAAGAAAUAAUGAAGUCUAGAGACAUCAUCCUGUGGUUUCAAUACUGGAAAAAGUCCAUUAAUUACUCCAUCAGAAAGGUAAUUAAUUGAGAAUCUUUUAUGUCAUUAUAUUCUCCAUGCAAUUAACUGAAACCAAGAGUUUCUGUGCAGUUCAGAGAUUUGGUCGUGUAGCAAACAGUCUUUCACCUCCAGGUUAAUAGCCUAAAUUAUGAGAAGGUUGAUGCAGGCAGUUAUUUGGAAAACUCUAGCAGAUGAUACUGUUAUCUCAGUAGGGUUUCUCAUUCCUACUUUCAGUCAAGGAGCCAAAGAACUAAAAUGAUACUCAUUUGACAUCUUUGUGCAUUUCUCAGCACGCAGACAGGAUGGCCCAGGAUGCUCUUAGUCCUGCAGCCAGCACCAUGCCUGCUUAUGAUUGCACAGAAGUCUCUGCUGUCCUCAAGAACAUUGGCUUUUUUUGAAGCACUGUGCCUGUCUGGACAAAUGAAGUAUUCAUACCUGGAAGAACUCUUCAUUAACAUUCCUAAGUAAAUACUUAAUAAGAAAAUAAUCUAAUCAUUGCAAAUUGGCAGAAAAAGCAAUUGUUGCUUAGUCUUUAUAUGAAUUACUCCAAUGGAAAAUAGGCUUUGAAGAAAUCUUAUCCCCUUGACUUGAUACCAGUUUGGAUUGAUAUAUAGGGACAUGCAUGAUUGUAAAAUUUGAAAGAUAUACCAUAAAUCAGUGCUCACAUAUAUGAAAUUGGGAUAAAUUUGCUAUAUGUAACUAACCACUUCAGUAGUCACCAGAUAAAAAUACUCCAAUCAAUUCUUUUCUUUAUAGUGUGGUAUAAAAAGCCAGUCUCAUAAAUGCUGUCUAGCAAAUAAUUUAACCCUAAACUCUAAAUUUUCCUUUUCUAUUUUCUUUUGUAAUGCAUAUGUUAGACAAGAGUUAAAAGUAUGGAAAGUUAACUUCCUUGCUGCAAGUUAAUGUUUUAAAGAUACAAAGAAGAAAUUGAAGACAAUAAAGUGAGAAGAUUUUCCAUCUACACAAAAUCCUAAUGUGCCAACCGUUUCCACUGAAUGAAAAAAGCAGUUAAAUAUAAUGACUUUUUAUUAGGAUUUGCAAAUCUUCUACUACCGCACUGUAAUUUUGCACUAUUUUGUAAGAAAAGAAAAAAGAAAAAAAGAAAAAAGGAACUGAAAAAGAAACAGAGAAAAAAAAUCUAAAAAUAGAUGCCAAAUGUAUAGUUUGUAAAAUACUAUUUUUCUUAUAUAAGGUGUCAUCACAUAGUGAAUCCAACUGUAUUAUUGUAAACUGUGAAAAAUGUGAUGUACUGUUGUGACACAGCCUACCAAGGGUCAUUUCUAAUACACAGAUUAGUCAUCUGGACUUGUUUAUAUAUGAUACAUAUUCAUAAAUCUGGUAUCACUUUUAUACUUAUUUUUUGUAGAAUAUUUUUCCACAUUUACAAAACAACUGUUAUUUUUAUCAAACAUUAAUUUUGCUUUAAAAUAUUAUUUAAAUAGGUGAGUGGGUGUCUAAAAUGUGCCAGAGGUUCAAAACCGUAACAAGGUUAAUUCAGAAACUUAUUAUUUGCCAAAUUGUAAUGCUGCUGAAAUCUAAAAUGUUUUAUUGAAGCAAGCAAGCACACUGUCAAUAAACAAUGGUCGCAAUAAUGUUGAUAAUGUUACAUUCACUGAGAUAAAUGCCUGAGAGUUAUGAGCUGUAUUUUCAUUCUGUCUUUCUGUACACUGGUGAAAUGGUACAGGGUGCCAUAGUCGAACACUUUGAUAAUAUGGCAUGAACUUGAACACCAAAAUAUAUGGAUAAGAAUUAGGAGAAAACCCUUCAAGCUGCCUGUCCUGAUUCAAAUCCACUUUGGGAAUCAGUCAUCUUAACACAGGAUCAUUGACUGUUGUACUCAGUACUGUGUCCCAAGAAAGACAGUAAGUUAUGUAUGUAGAAACAUGGGACCACGUUUGUUGUUUUAGUGCAAGAUCAAGACAAGAUCAAGUCCCUUUCUUGUAUAUUGGAGAGUACACAUGUAGCAUUGUAUGGGAUGUGAUAUGAAUCCUUUCUUCAUGUUUUCAACUAAUGGUGUUCCUUGUACAGAAAACUUAAUAUUAUAUGUGUUUUAUAUACUAUAUAUAAUGCAUAAAUUCAUGUGUAAGAAAUGAUAACCAUGGAAAACUGGAUUUUAAUAAAAUUAUGAAAACCAUUCUUACCUUCAGGCACAUUUUAAGAUGCCAUGUUAAAGGAAAUCUUGUAAAAAACUGUAUUUUUUAUUUAUUAGUGAUUAUAUAUUUUGGCCCAUGACAUUUAUAACAGAGAUUCUACCAAACUAUUUCUUUGUUCCCUUUGAAUAAUCUCAUCACCCUGAGGUGCAUCUGAAAAAUGUAGAGGUUUAACCACUGAUGCUUUUCAGUAUAUUUUUAAUUUGAUGUUGUUGUUAAGCUUUCUUCUGAUUACCUAUAACUAUGCUCAGAAUCUUAAACACAGUUUAACAGCAGUCAGGAGACACCUACUGUAUGAAGCUUCAGGUAACUGUAACCACUUCAAGGACAUCCAUCAUUUAUGUGAAAUUAAUCUCUCUGAACUCUGACAUGGUGAACAAGCAGCUCACUGACUCUUAUCUAUUGAGCACUGGAAUUCUCCCCAAAGCAUAAACACUGAAUUAUGUAAAUAAUAGUGCUCUAAAUAAGCCUAAUAAAUUACUGUAUUCGGUAUAUUUAAAAUAAAAGAAAAUCUUCUAAGUGUA